Aspergillus tanneri is the source of this 549-nucleotide messenger RNA. RefSeq lists its product as uncharacterized. Bases 1 to 549 code for a protein of 182 amino acids. NCBI's taxonomy places the organism in Eukaryota, Fungi, Ascomycota, Eurotiomycetes, Eurotiales, Aspergillaceae. The transcript is spliced from 2 exons. The record is from RefSeq and is a predicted model, not a curated record.
AUGCAUCCCGAUGCUGUCACCGAUCAUCCCCCCGUCUUCAACUACGUCCUCUCCUUCCUACUUGUCGGCGUAGCAUGGGGCUUCACUACGCCAUUUAUCCGACGCGCCGCAGCAGACUUUAACGCCCGUCAGGACCAGUCAUCCAAUCCAGAAACCUCCGAAUCAACCCGUUUACACUCGACUCAUCCAUCCGAAUCCGAAUACAACGAUGACGACGGAGACGAAGAUAAUCCACCCCCCUCUCCCUCCACCCGACCACUCUGGAUGAGCCCUUCCCCGUCAAUAUCCACAUGGCUGAAAUCCAAACUUAAGACCAUCUUCUCCACCGUCGUGAAUCUCCUUCGUACCCCUGCGUACGCGAUCCCUCUCGUCGUGAAUCUAACAGGGAAACUAUCAUUAACCGUCCCGCUUGCCAAUUCAAGUGCCUUCCUGUUCACAGUCUUGGGGGAAUGGUACGUCGAGAGAAAGGUCAUUGAGAAGGAAACGUGGAUGGGGAUGGCGUUAGUGUUGGCUGGAAUUGCGAUCUGCGUGAAGUCGAAGGGGACUUAA